AUGCCGCCUCUUUUCGGCGUUUGGGCUUCGGGGCACCGCGCAAAGCCCCGGUUCCUCCCGUUCUUCAGGGGGCGGCCGUUGGAAUCCGAAGUUCUCCUCGGGAAAGGUUGCGGGGGGCGGGACCGGGAACGCCGCGCGGCGCCGGGGUUCACUUCGGCGGCAGUUGCUUUCUCAUUUUUCUACCUAGCUGGGCGUCCCCCGGGGGGUGGUGGUGGAUUCGGAGGGGCGAUGGGUUACGACGGCUUUGCCAACGCCCCCUUUGUGGGAAUGGGGUCUCGCUGCCGGGGCCCGGCGCUUACCUUGAUACCCCCGAACGGUGGAAAGCACGGAGCCGCAACAACGGCCCCAGGCCGAGGAUCAAACCCCCCAAACCCAAGAUUCCCUGUUUUCGGGGCCGCCGGCGGGCCUGGGCACAACCGGAGCCCGGAAAAAGCCAAUGGCAACCGCCGGGGCGGCGCCACAAAGAACCCUCAUUUUUUUUUCGCGCAAGCAGGAAAAAAUCGAAGAAUGGGGGCAGGAGGUGUUUGCGGGCGGUCCCUCGGCACGCCGCUUCUUCUUCGGAAGGAAAAAAAAAAAGGGGGUCGCCCGUGCGCGCCUUGGGGUUUUCCGGAACCCUCUUAUGCGCUCGGAUCUUGCCUUCCCCACUGA
Trypanosoma theileri is the source of this 648-nucleotide messenger RNA. RefSeq lists its product as uncharacterized. Bases 1 to 648 code for a protein of 215 amino acids. The record is from RefSeq and is a predicted model, not a curated record. Lineage: Eukaryota; Euglenozoa; Kinetoplastea; Trypanosomatida; Trypanosomatidae. The transcript has a single exon.